UUUCUGUAUUCUAACCAUUAAGUAUGUGACAGUUUUGCUCUUAUUCUUUGAGUGCUGAAAAAGUUUGAAGAUACCUGAUGUGUGAUGUAAAUAUCUAAAUUUGUGGAAUCUUAUUGUAGAGUUAAAAAACAAAAUGAUGGAGACUUCAGUUGUCAAUGUCGCUGUUAAAUCAGCGUCUUACAAUAUAAUUUUACAGAUUUUGAUGCGGAUAGUCUCAUCUCUGUCAAAUGCUGUUAUCCUGCGUUUCAUAGCUAAAGAUGCCCUAGGUGUUAUAAAUGUUCGAUUGAUGUUACUGUAUUCAACAUGUCAUUGUAUUACUCGAGAAGCAUUCCGUCGUUCCUGUUUAUCAAAGUUUAAUUCAAGAACUGUACAAAACAAAUUUAACCUUCUUUGGUUAACGUUGCCAACUUGUGUGUUGUGUUCAAUAGUGCUAGGCUACAUAUGGCUAUAUCUACUGGAUAAGCCAGACCCUGUUGUUGUUCCCAACUAUACAGCCGGAGUGAAUAUUGUACUAGUUUCUGUGUUCAUUGAAACAUUAUCUGAACCUCUUUUUGUUUUUAGUCAGAGCUUUCAUUUUGUGAAGUUGAAGGUAAUCAUUGAAGGUGUUAUGCUAUCUGCCAAGAGCAUUGCCAUGGUCAUAUUUUUGAGUAAAUGGCCCGAUCAUGCUAUGUUCUCAUUUUGCUUAAGUCAGGCAUUAGGUUCAGUCAUUUAUACAUUAUCAUAUUAUGUCUACUUUUCAUGGUAUCUGAGUGUGAACAAAUCCAUUUUACCUGUGCGACACAUAAAGGAUAUACUUCCUAAAUUCUCUAAACAGUUUGUAGAUUGGGAGGAUUAUUGCUUGACCUGGAGUUUUUUUAAGCAGACAUUUCUGAAGCAGUUAUUAACAGAAGGUGAACGAUAUUUAAUGACAUUCUUCACCAUUCUUUCAUUUGGUGAACAAGGAUUGUAUGAUGUUGUGAACAAUUUGGGAUCCCUUGCAGCACGUUUCCUGUUCUUGCCCAUUGAAGAAAGUGGAUACCUUCUUUUUACCCAACUGAUAAAUCGAGAUCAACCAAUUCAUGCUCAGAAAAAUCUUACAUUGAGUUUAUCGCUUCUGGAAAACCUUUUGAAGCUGAUGGUGUUAUUAGGUUUGAUGAUACUUACUUUUGGGUAUUCAUACUCCCAGCUCUUACUGCUGUUGUAUGGUGGCCCAAUUCUUAGCACCGGAAAAGCUCUUACUCUUAUGAGGUGGCAUUGUGCAUAUGUCUUCCUUUUGGCAAUUAAUGGGAUUACUGAGUGCUUCAAAUUUGCUGUAAUGAACCAUUACCAAGUUAACAGGUAUAACAAAAAGAUGAUUAUGUUAUCUGUCAUCUUUCUUGUAGCAGCUUAUUGCUUUGUACAUCUUUUUGGUGGUGUAGGAUUUAUUCUUGCCAAUUGUUUAAAUAUGGGAUUUCGUAUCAUUCACAGCAUAUUUUAUAUACAUAGAUAUUUUAAGAUGCCAAGAUUUUGGUUAGUAAAGAAUGUAAUCCCUCAUUCCGCAGUUACAACAGUUUUGUGUUUGACCUUUGUUUUAACAUCUAUUUCUGAGGUUUUUCUCUGUUGCAAUUAUGGUAUUCAGUUUUGGAUAUGGCACUUAUUAUUGGGAAUUGGUUGUUUUACUCUGUUCAUCUGGGCUGUGUGGUGCAAUGAAUAUAUGUUGGUCCGCUUUCUUUCUGAACAAUGGCGGAAAAAAGAUUUUAAAAUAAAUAAAGUACUGUAAGCCUUUUUCUAUCAUGUAUGUUAAAAGUUUUCAAUAAAUGUAUUUUUACAAUUCA
Stegodyphus dumicola is the source of this 1793-nucleotide messenger RNA. Its product is annotated as man(5)GlcNAc(2)-PP-dolichol translocation protein RFT1. Gene Ontology annotation, biological process: glycolipid translocation; dolichol-linked oligosaccharide biosynthetic process. The record is from RefSeq and is a predicted model, not a curated record. Lineage: Eukaryota; Metazoa; Arthropoda; Arachnida; Araneae; Eresidae. Gene Ontology annotation, cellular component: endoplasmic reticulum membrane.